Rhododendron vialii is the source of this 3501-nucleotide messenger RNA. Its product is annotated as putative late blight resistance protein homolog R1A-10. NCBI's taxonomy places the organism in Eukaryota, Viridiplantae, Streptophyta, Magnoliopsida, Ericales, Ericaceae. The coding region runs from base 60 to 2813 and encodes 917 amino acids. Gene Ontology annotation, biological process: defense response to other organism. The transcript has 3 exons. The record is from RefSeq and is a predicted model, not a curated record. Gene Ontology annotation, molecular function: ADP binding.
AUUCAUUUACCCAUUGAUCCCCAUUCUGCUCGUCCUCUAUUUCAGAGAGAGAGAGAGAGAUGGGUGACACUGCUGUUGAUUUUUUUCUGGAGACCUUGAAGCAGCUUCUAACGAGCUCCAACCUCGAUUUUACCAUAGACGAGAAACUUCAACUUCGAUCUCUUGAGGAGGAGAUAAAAUACCUGAGAGAGUUCCUCAAGAUUACAGAGAAGAAACGCAACAAGGAUUCAGAAGUGAUGAAACUGGUGAUGCGGAUCAGAGAUGUGGUAUCCGAGGCAGAGAACAUCGUAGAACUAUUUGUGGUUCUUGUUAUCAAAGCUGAUCAUGCCGCUGAUUUUCUUCGUGAACAUAAGGAUUAUCUUUCCUUUGACCUUGUUGAAAAAGUUAAAAAGGAGAUCAAGACUCUCACAGCUGAGGUGAAACAGAUUUACAAUGAGAAUAUGUAUGACAUGAAUGGCGCAGCAGUCAAAAAACUCAAGCACUCUUCUACCGAAAGUGGAGGAGGUUCAAGUUCAUCAAGAGGGAGCAACCCCUCCAAAGUGGUAGAAGAGAAGGUGGUGGUCGGUUUCAAGGACGAGGUAGAGACAUUAAUGAGAAAGCUUCAUGAUAAUGGAGAGGGUGGACUGCUAGAGAUUAUAUCAAUCGUCGGUGCAGCUGGAGGCGGCAAAACCACUUUGGCCAGAGAAGUGUAUGAUCAACGUUUGACGUUGGAAACCUUUGAAAUUCGUGCAUGGGUUGUUGUUUCUCAAGAUUAUGAUAAGACAAUGAAGAAGGAUUUGUUGAUUCGUAUUUUGAAAUCAGCUUUCCCAAAAAAUCAUGAAGAUUACGAGAAGAUUGAUGAGGAUAUGUUGGGAGAAAAGCUACUCAAAUGCUUGAAGGGUAAGAAAUACCUUAUUGUCAUGGAUGACAUAUGGCGCAUUGAAGCCUGGAAUGACAUCCAAAGAUCAUUCCCUAAGGAACGCAAGGGGAGUAAAGUGUUGUUCACUAGUCGGCUUGUUGACGUUCAACCUGAUGGCGUCAGCUGUGUCCCUCAUUGUUUGGAUCGCUUACAAGAAAGUUAUAGUUGGGAGUUGUUACAAAAGAAGGUAUUUGGGAUGGAACCCUGCCCACCGAAGUUGGUGGACAUCGGUAAGCAAAUCGCAAAAAAAUGUGAAGGAUUACCACUAGCAAUUGUUGCAAUAGCUGGAAUUCUGGCAACUGAAGACAAGACGCUCGACGUGUGGGAGGAAGUUGCCAAACGUUUAAGUUCAAUCAUUGCCAAAAAGCAGGAGGGCUGCAUGGAGAUACUAGAACUUAGUUACAAUCACCUGCCUCUUCAUUUAAAAGCGUGUUUUCUUUAUAUUGGAGCUCACCCCGAAGAUUAUGAAAUCCCUGUACGUGAGCUGAUAUGGUUAUGGAUCGCGGAGGGAUUUAUUCAGCAAAGUGAUGCGAGGAAAAGCUUAGAGGCCGUGGCUGAAGAUUACUUAAUUGGUCUUAUUGACAGAAGUCUCGUAAUGGUAGCUAGGAAAAGGAAAUCUCACGGAGGAAUUAAAGCAUGCCGUAUCCAUGAUCUCCUGCGUGAAUUAUGCUUGAAAAAAGCAAAGGAAGAUAAUUUCUUUGUGAAAAUUUGCGAGGCAGAAUCUUUUUCACCUUCUACAACAAAUAAGCAUCGUCGCCUCUUCGGUGGCUAUCAGUUCCUUCGUAUGUUUUCCUCAAGGCUUCGUGCUCGUUACCUUCGUUCUUUCCUGAGUCUCUCCUUGCCAGAUUACCAUUCUUAUAAAUCAAAUGAACGCAAUCUCUCAUUCUUUGUUGAAAACUUCGAACUUCUCAGGGUGUUGCAUUUUAUCUCCGCUAGAAGCAUAGGAGAAAUAGGAAUAGGAGAUCUAGUUCAUUUGAGAUACUUAGCACUUACGUUAUCACCAGGAGUACCUUACCGUACAUGGAAUUCUACCCCUUUUCACUACCUCCCGAACCUAGAAACCCUUAACCUCGAUGUUUUAACAAACUUGGACAAGAUUUCAUUGCCUCGCGAUAUAGUUAAGAUGGUCAAGUUGAGGCAUCUACAUACUAAAUUGGGGAUAUUCGAAUAUCAUCAUGUUUUUUAUAAUGAAGACAACGGGAAUAUGUUGGAUAGCUUACAGACCUUGCACCGAAUGUGUAUGUGUAAGCAUUGCCUACGUUUCUUGGAAAGGACUCCCAAUCUUAGGAAGCUAGGACUUAUUGAUGGGGAUGAGGAUGGUGUUUUGAUGCUCCCCGACCUGGAGUUCUUAAAAGGCCUUGAGAAACUCUCUGUCCAUGGAUGGAACCCGUGCAAUUGGGUGCGAAGCACUGGGCUGAAGCUUCCUCAGACUCUUACGCGGCUAACUUUGGGAUAUUUGGGCUUGGUGUGGGAGAAGCUGUCAAUAAUCCUCCGAACCCUGCCGAGCCUUGAGGUUCUCAAAUUAUUAAAUGAGGCCUGUAGAGGACCAGUUUGGGACACAAGUGAACUAGAGGACUUGAAGUUCUCUCAACUCAAGUACUUGAAGUUAUAUCUUCUGGAUAUCGAGGAGUGGAGUGUUUCCGAAGAUCAAUUUCCGAGACUUGAAGUCUUAGUGAUUCAGGAUUGCACAUUUCUGGAUCAGAUCCCGUUUGAAUUUGCUAAUCUGUACGACCUUCGUGAAAUUACGGUGGAGUCGUCCAGUCGAUCUGCGGAGGAAUCGGCCAUGGAGAUUCAGGAAGAGCAAAGAAGUAAAAAAGGAGAUGAUGAUUGCCUAAAUCUCGUUUUCAGAGAUAAUGGAGCCACGAAUACUUACACAGGGGAGAGCAUAAUGGUUUGCCCUUCACUGGGAUUUUAAUGGAGGUACAUUUGGGUUCUCUGAAGGUCUGUGUUUUUUUUUUUUUACUAUAUAUUUGUAGAAUACGAACUUUGAUUGGAAGCAUCAUUAUCGAUCUUAGUUAUAUGAGUUUUGAUUGUUUCGUGGGAUUUCAAUGUGCGGUAGAAGCACCUGAUUUCAGUUAACUAUGGAAUUUUAGAUAAAGCUCAUAUUUGCUGACAAAUUUGUACAAGGAUGACUUCUAUAAGUUGAAAGCCUUGUUUUAUAAUGAUUUCUAUUGUUUCUAAGAAUGGCUAUUUUGUGAUUUUUGUAGUGCUAUGAUGAUCCCUCAAAUGGACUCAAUUCUUUUCCAAACCAGAUGGGUUACGCUAUCUCAACAACAUAGAAACCAACCGUUAUAAGUCCAACGGAGAGAGAAAAGGCAGCCGCAGUUGCAAGCUUUCUGCAAUGCACAUUUGCAACUUCUAAGUUGCAAGCUUUCCGCCAUUUACUUUAGAAUGGCGUUUUUCAUAAUAUGUACCAUGUGUUUGGUUGAAGCCUUCAUUAUUGAGCAAGUCCAGUUUAUAGUUGACAAGAUUGUUGUAAAAUAAUUGGUGAUGAUUUUUUUGGUGGCUUUAUCUUCCUUCUCUCGACGCGUUUCUCUAGCAUCUUCAAUUGUUCUAUGAAACAUGUAUCACUGGGUCCUCUCAAAAUAUGCUUGGUCCAAUUA